This is a messenger RNA of Gongylonema pulchrum, 294 nucleotides long. The record is from the annotation of a GenBank genome assembly. NCBI's taxonomy places the organism in Eukaryota, Metazoa, Nematoda, Chromadorea, Rhabditida, Gongylonematidae.
AUGAGUUCGUUAACAGGACUAAUUCUGGAACACGUCAAAACAAAAACGCCGGUACAAGCCGAUGGUACAUGCCUAAUACACCCAAUUCCGCGUCCAGAUUACUACAUAUUACACGAUCAUGUGGAUUUACGUGAGAAAAUUGGUGGUGGUGCAUUUGGUGACGUGCAUAUUGGCCUCCUAAAGCAUGCUGAUGGCACAGUUUCCGAAGUAGCAAUCAAAAAACUUAAGGGACAAAUGACCAAGAGAGAACGAUCCGGUUUCAUGAAAGUAAAUUUUCCAGGACUUGUGAACUGA